Dendrobium catenatum is the source of this 372-nucleotide messenger RNA. Its product is annotated as betaine aldehyde dehydrogenase 1, chloroplastic-like. NCBI's taxonomy places the organism in Eukaryota, Viridiplantae, Streptophyta, Magnoliopsida, Asparagales, Orchidaceae. The record is from RefSeq and is a predicted model, not a curated record. The coding region runs from base 16 to 357 and encodes 113 amino acids. The transcript is spliced from 3 exons. Gene Ontology annotation, molecular function: oxidoreductase activity.
UCAUGGUUAAAAUAUAUGAAUAUAAAAUUUGUUGCCCAACUUGUAUUUUACUCUUUAUUUGAUUACAUUACAAGACCUGCACUUCGUGUCCUGACCUAUUUGAAAAAUGUCCUUAUUAGAGAGAGGGCAUCUGAAUUGGCUAAACUUGAAGCCCUAGAUAGUGGGAAACCAUUGGAUGAAACUACGUGGGAUUUGGAUGAUGUUGCUUCCUGUUUUGAGUACUAUGCAGAUCUUGCAGAAUCCUUAGAUGGAAAGCAAAGAACCCCUGUUUCUGUUCCAUUGCAAACAUUUAAGUCUUAUGUUAUCAAAGAACCAAUUGGAGUUGUUGGAUUGAUUACGCCCUGGUAUGAUUACUGAUAUAUAGACCAAUCU